GAUCUACUUAAUUAGUCUACUUAAUUGAUGUAUAUAAUUAUGAUAUAGCAAGUUUACAAUAGCUGGCUCAGCUGUCAGGAUGAGCACAAUGUUUAGGAGUGGCAGUGGCGAGAACAUUGCUGGCAUCGUACGCCAAAUGUCGCACCCAGCCGUCAGGAUCAAGGAUGUGGAAUUAGAGGCCACCAAGACAUCUCAUCACUCCUCCUCUACUUCCCUUGUGUGGAAAUCGGCGGAAAAUCUGUACCAAGCGACCAUCGAAGAUGAUCUGCGUAGCAAGCCACUGCCCCUAAAAGCUCCUAGUCCUGUCCGUCCUCUGCAGCGCAAGGAAUCAAGCCCCGGAGAUGCUCGUCUUCGCCACGCUAUCUCCGCGCCGGCGCCGGACCAGACGGCUGAAGCGGACAUGCUGAAAGACGAUGGUAUGGUCAGCCGCGAAUCGUCGUCAGAAGCUCCUUCAAAAGAAUCGGCGAAGGCAGCCAAGAAGAAUGCCAAACUUGCUGCCAAAUCUGAAAAAAGUUCCAAAAAGUUCGGCAAAAGCGGAUCUAAGAAAGAUAAGAAAGAAAAGAUGAGCUAUAGCAGCAGUGAUAGUAAAGCUAAUACCGAUACUGAGGAACAACGCCAGCAAGUUCGAUAUUCCCGCAGCAUUAGUGUCAAUGACCGCGUCGGCUACGAGGCUACGAAAGAUCGCAAUGACAGUAUCUCUUCUGCCCAUUCACAACACCAACUACUUAAGCAAAAUAUAUCUAGCGAAGGCAACGUUUCUUUUAGUGCAUCGCCUAAUUCCAAGAGUCACAAAUCUGAUAACUUAAGCGUAUCUCGCCUCUCAUCUCACUCGGCCAAUUCAUCGGCAUCGGCGGCAGCCGUGCCUGUCGCUGAAAGCACUCAUUUGUCUUCAGGAGGCUCUACCUCCGUUGAGUACCGGUCGAGUCCCACUGAACACUACGUUCCUUACCGCCAAAUAUCCGAGGAGUCCUCAUCACCCGCAUCUCCCUUGUCUCAACAAGGCAAUAACGGCUGGCAAGACGCCGUAGACGUGCAGCGAAAAUCGUCCUCUUCUUCCAACGGCCUUCAUCCAGCCGAUAGCGAUCGCACUCGUCAGAACUCAAGCCCCAUGAAAAACCAACCUGACUCCUCGAGCGUGCGCCGCAUCAGCAAAGACGUUGCGGCCUCCGACAUGGAUUGCUUGAUCUUGCGGUCCGAGGAGACCACAAAUAUUAGUCACAAAAGUUCAGUUGUUGGCAUAAGCGAACGUUUGCCUAGCGAGAACCACUUCAUCAACGAGGAAAAUUCAAGUGGAAUUGCGGUUGUUGAUGGAGAUGGCAUAAAUGGCAGCCUGUAUGUGACUCAUCCCUCGGUGGUGGUCAACUCUCCCUCAACCGGUGAUCUCAACGGGUACCAGCAGAACAGGUUACGGAGCGACCGGCGCUCGCCGAGCCCCCGACCACCGACGGCGCUGUCGGGCGCUGAGAGCGGCGGUGACGACUGCACCUACAGCGGCCUCAAGGACUCAAUAAGCCGGUACUCGGAGUCGACGAGAUCAACGGGCAGCCAGAGCGUGGUGAGCCAGAAGGAGAAGAGUCCUCCUCAGGGCUCGUCUGAGAAGGAUAAGAAGAGUAAGAAGGCCUGGUACAACGUGCUCAACCCCAACUACAAGAGCCGCUCUGAGGACCUUAAGAGGCUCUUCAAGGACCUGCCUCUUGAUGAACGCCUCUUAGUGGAUUAUUCGUGUGCGAUGCAGAAGGACAUUUUGGUGCAUGGUCGUCUCUACGUCACCCCAAACUUCUUCUGCUUCUAUUCUAAAAUAUUCGGAUGGGAAACUCUGGUAUAA
This is a messenger RNA of Hyalella azteca, 1825 nucleotides long. RefSeq names its product flocculation protein FLO11-like. The transcript has 6 exons. Gene Ontology annotation, molecular function: sterol transfer activity; sterol binding. Bases 80 to 1825 code for a protein of 581 amino acids. Lineage: Eukaryota; Metazoa; Arthropoda; Malacostraca; Amphipoda; Hyalellidae. The record is from RefSeq and is a predicted model, not a curated record. Gene Ontology annotation, cellular component: endoplasmic reticulum membrane; plasma membrane; endoplasmic reticulum-plasma membrane contact site. Gene Ontology annotation, biological process: intracellular sterol transport.